CAUAGGUUGGAGAAUUCCCUCUGUGUGGUGGGGUUUGAGGAGGGUGAGACACAGAGACAUCAUGUUGAGAUGGCGAAGGAUCUGGUCGGCCCCGACAAGAGACUUCAGAUGAAGUCCGUGGUUGUUACGUCUCCAGAUUCCUUAGUCAACAUACCGCCAUCUAAAAUCCUUUUGAUGUUUGUGGACUACAAUGAGAGGAACUUGAUAAUAGAGGAGGCGGAAGACGGAAUACGGAGACGAACAUUGGAUGUACUGAUAAAAAGUGGAGCUGAAGUGAUCGUGGUGUACUGCUGGGAGCUAUCCUCGAAGAAUUUAGAGGAGGGAUACCUGUAUGCCCCUAAAUUAGGUUCCGUCAGCAAAGUUCCCAGACUGAUUGAGCUCAGUAGGAAGAACUCUGUCUACAGUAUUUACAAACAAUUCAAACAGCACCAAAAGUCCGCCUAUCAAAGGAAACUAAAAGAGCUUGAAGACUUCAUCAAAUAAUUUUUUGUACUAGUAAUAUGAAAAUUACUUCAAAUUAUUUAGUUGAAUUUUAUCUUUUGAUCUCAAUUCAAAAUAAAUCUCAUUAAUAUCAACUACAAUUAAUGGAUUAAUUUAAGGAAGGGUAUUUUUAAUUUAUUAGUUUUUUUUUUGUAAGUUAUAGACACUGUACUGCAGUAUAGCAUACUCGUUUUCUGCCUCUUUUUAUGAAUAAUAACUAUGAAGUUUACGUUAUUGAUAUUACAAAAUGUUUUGUACUAUAAUAAAUAUUUAAAUUUACUGUUGCUGUUUUAUCUCUUUGAAUACUAGUAUAUAUUAUGAAAUAUUUUUCAUCUAGUUUGCCAUCCAUGGAUAAAUUGAAACAAAUACUAAGUAAGUUACAUUAUAUUAAAGGUGAAUUCACAUUUAUCCAGGUGGUCAUUAAAAUACGGGAUGCUUCCAUAGUUACAAUUAAACCCAAUUCUGCUUGAAAGAUCUUAUAAGAGUAUCACAAAUGUACUUAAGAAUUGAGUGCACAUAACUUGAUUGCAAAUUUAAAAUUAAACUCGGCUUUUCAUGCCAUUUUACAUUUGUUAAAAAAGAUAUACAAAUAGUACAUGUUGCAUGCUUUACAGGUUUUUAAAACCCCCUUUCAUUCUGCUAUCUUUUUUUAUUUAAAAUUUAAAAGUUUGAAUGUACAUUUUAAAAAAAACAUACAACAUGUGGUACUAUUUAUUGUAAAGCUUCUGAAGAUCUGG
Molecule: messenger RNA, 1217 nt
Organism: Magallana angulata
Lineage: Eukaryota; Metazoa; Mollusca; Bivalvia; Ostreida; Ostreidae
Source: RefSeq, a predicted model, not a curated record